AUGAAAAGAAGUCAGAGUGAAAACGAACAAGGCUACUUGUCCUAUUUGACAUGCUUCGCUGGUGGUGUUUUCCUGGCAACAUGUUUCCUGGACAUUAUCCCCCAUAUCAACGAAGGAUACGAGGAGCUAUUGGCCACUUAUGACCUAAAUUGGCACUUUGCUUAUCCCCAAUUCGUCACGUGUUGCGGAUUCUUUUUCAUCUAUUUUAUUGAGGAAUUCACGACGUUUGUUUUUGGAAAUGGCCAGCAACCGGGCCAUGGUCAUUCGCACUCCAUGAGCCUGAGAGGUCAAAAAGUUGGAAAUUCCGAAUUUAAUGGAGGGCUGAGUCCAGGAUUGCCCAAGGAGAGAAAAGGCAGUGUUAAUAUUACGAACCUCCGCAUGGAAGAAGCAUCAACCUGGGUGGUGUCUGAUGAGAAGUCCAACAUCCUCAAAUCCCUAACUUUUGCCGUUGCCAUGUCCUUCCACUCGCUUCUGGAAGGUUUUGCCCUUGGCGUUCAAGACACUACUGGCCGAAUUUAUGCCCUUUUUUUCUCUCUACUUCUUCAUAAGAGCGUAGAGGCAUUCUCAGUGGGUCUUCAGAUUUCAAUGGCUAACUCGAAUAAAAAUACAACCGUACUCGCCACCAUUCUAAUCUACAGUCUUAUGGCUCCAAUGGGCUCCCAUUAUNGGAUCGGAUCUCCAGAAUUCCGAAACCAAUAUCUAUAA
This is a messenger RNA of Caenorhabditis briggsae, 705 nucleotides long. Gene Ontology annotation, biological process: zinc ion transmembrane transport. The coding region runs from base 1 to 705 and encodes 234 amino acids. The transcript is spliced from 5 exons. Gene Ontology annotation, molecular function: zinc ion transmembrane transporter activity. Lineage: Eukaryota; Metazoa; Nematoda; Chromadorea; Rhabditida; Rhabditidae. The record is from RefSeq and is a predicted model, not a curated record. Gene Ontology annotation, cellular component: plasma membrane.